AUGGCAAUCAUAGAAAAACCUAAUGCCUGUUCAGGCUUUCAGGUUGUUGACCUGAACUCGUGUUUUGCCGGCGACUUCAGUGAUAUCAAACAAGAAACAGAAAUUGGAACGGAUGAUUCGCCAAUUUUAUUAAUGUCAUCAUCAGCUUCAAGAGAAAAUUCAAACACUUUCUCCGUGAUACAAAGGACCCCGGAUGGAAAGAUCAUCACGACAAAUAAUAAUAUGAACUCCAAAAUCAACAAACAACUGGACAAAUUGCCCGAAAAUCUAAGACUGAACGGUAGGACCCCCAGUGGGAAACUAAGAUCUUUUGUCUGCGAAGUUUGUACAAGAGCCUUCGCAAGGCAGGAGCACUUGAAAAGACACCACAGAUCUCAUACAAAUGAAAAACCUUAUCCUUGUGGUCUAUGUAACAGGUGCUUUACCAGAAGGGAUUUAUUGAUCAGACAUGCCCAAAAGAUUCAUAGCGGCAAUUUAGGUGAAACAAUUUCACAAGGCAGAAGAUCAUCUAGAACUAUAACCAAGACUCGUAAAAAUUCUGCCUCUUCAGUUAAAUUCCAAACUCCUAAUUAUGGGACUCCAGAUGAUGGCAAUUUUUCGAACCGCGCCACCACCGCCACCACCACCAAUGCAACAAGAAAGACAAGCCCCAGCGCUAUUGCGAAACGUAAGUACUUGAAAAAACUCACCCGCAGAGCUUCAUUUAGUGCUCAGUCUGCCUCAAGCUAUGCCUUGCCUGACCAAUCCGAGGUGGAACAACACCCAAAAGAUCGCGUCAAAUUUUCCACGCCUGAAUUGGUUCCACUGGAUUUGAGGACCCCUGAACUUAACUCUACUGUUGAUUUUAAUUUAAAUGUAGAUUUAGGUUUAAGCCUAGAUUCAAACUUCAACAUGGCAUUAAACCAUUCCGAUUCCUCUGGCUCCACCAUGAAUCUGGACUAUAAAUUGCCCGAAGCUGCAAAGAAUUAUACGUAUUCUUCCGGAUCACCCACUACUGCGUAUAUCGGCACUCACUCGAAUCUCAAGAAUGCCUCAUUCAACGAUGCGGAUUUAUUGUCGUCGUCAUACUGGAUAAAAGCAUACAAUGACCAUUUGUUUUCAGUCUCUGAAAGUGAUGAAACCUCUCCAAUGAACUCUGAAUCAACCGACAAUAAACUGAUGGUUCCCGGUUUGAAAUCAGCUAUCAAUCAAUGGAGCGACUCAAGGUCCUCCUCUUGGACUGCUGCCGUAGACAACAGUAAGGGUUCUACGAACAAUACUGACUUCGUCGACUUCCAAGACUUGUUAAGAAACGACACAUUAGGCACUGACUCACUGCAAACCUCUGCAAUUUUGAAAGGGUUCGAUAUUUUACACGAUGACAGUGUAAGCGCUACUGCGACUUCUAAUGAAAUUGGUCUUUCCCACCUGAAUUUAUCCAAUUCUCCAAUUUCUCCGCAUAGGUUAGUUUAUAAGAAUAAAGAGGGAAGCAAUGACGAUGUCAUGGUUUCUUUCGAAUUAGACCAACCUUCCCAUCGCGAAGAUGAUUUGGACAAACUGUGUAACAUGACAAAAGAUGUUCAAACUAUCUUUGAUAAAUAUAUGAAGGGAGAGGAGUCUAAACGAUCACUGAAUGAUUUUUUGUCAACCUCCAAUGGAAAAGAAAAUCCGGAUAGUGGCAAUUAUACCUUCUAUGGAUUAGAUUGCUUGACUUUAUCAAGAAUUUCAAGGGCAUUACCGGUAUCCAAUAUAAACCAUGACCUGCAAACAUCUCGUCCUCCGGAAUCCACGCUAUUCAAUGAGUCAUUGAGAAAUAUGUGCGUCAAAGUGCUAAAAUACUAUACUAAACUCAAUCACGAUGCCAAUGGAAAUUCCAUGGAUUCAAAUCCAAACCUGCUCUCUAAAGAAUUGUUGAUGCCAACUACAACUGAGUUGAACGAAUAUUUGGAUCUUUUCAAAAAUAAUUUUCUCCCCCACUUUCCCAUUAUCCAUCCAAGCCUACUCGACUUGGAUUUAGAUAACUUACAGCGGUAUACCAAUGAAGAUGGGUAUGAUGAUAUUGAAAACAUUCAACUGUUUGAUCGUUUAAGUCAAGGUACAGAUAAGGAUUAUGACUAUGAACACUAUCGAAUUUUGUCAAUUUCCAAAAUCGUCUGUCUCCCCUUGUUUAUGGCUACUUUCGGUUCUCUGCAUAAAUUUGGUUACAAAUCCCAAACAAUCGAACUGUAUGAGAUGAGUAGAAGAGUUUUACAUGCUUUUCUAGAGACUAAAAGGCUAUGCCGCAGUACAGCCGUGAAUGAUAAUCAUCAAAAUAUUUGGUUGAUGCAGUCCCUAAUAUUGAGCUUCAUGUUUGCUCUAGUGGCUGAUUACUUGGAAACGAUUGAUUCUUCUUUGAUGAAAAGACAACUGUCUGCAUUAUGUUCUACAAUUAGAUCAAACUGUUUACCAACAAUUUCUGCAAAUUCCGAAAAGAGUAUCAAUAGCAAUAAUGAACCUUUAACGUUUGGUUCCUCACUCCAGUACAUCAUUUUCGAAUCAAAAAUCAGAUGCACAUUGAUGGCUUAUGAUUUUUGCCAAUUCCUGAAAUGCUUUUUCCAUAUCAAGUUCGAAUUGUCCAUAAAGGGAAAUGAUGUUGAUUCUAUUUAUAUACCCGAUAAUGAGUCGAAAUGGUCAAGUGAAUCGAUAAUAUCUGGUAGGCAUACCGUGCAAAAGCAAAACUUUUAUGAUUUUAGGAAUUUCUAUUACAGUUUCACUUAUGGUCACUUGCACUCAAUACCGGAGUCCUUAGGAUCCUCCAUGAUUUAUUAUGAGUAUGAUUUAAGGAAGGGCACUAAGUCUCAUGUGUUCCUAGAUAGAAUCGAUACGAAAAGAUUAGAGAAGAGUUUGGAUACUUCUUCUUAUAGCAAUGAUAAUGUGGGAACAACUAGUAAUAGUAUUCCAAUUUUAAUUGAUGACACUAUAAUUUUGAAGAAUAACCUAAUGUCAAUGAGAUUUAUUAAGCAGAUAGACCGUUCCUUUACUGAAAAGGUUAGAAAGGGACAAAUCACAAAGAUAUACGAUUCCUUCUUAGAUUCUAGGAAAUUAAACUUUUUGAAGAAUUAUUCAGUUGAAAUAUUAUGUGAAUUUUUGGUUGCACUAAACUUUUCAAUUCGUAAUAUUUCAGCUUUAUACAUUGAAGAAGGCUCAAGUGAUGCCCGCCAGGGGUUGCUGGAGGAACCAAGAAUCUAUCUGAAUAAGCAAGCGCUCUCUGUUUUCAAUUUACAAGGCUACUACUAUAGCUUCAUCUUAAUCAUAAAAUUCCUGCUGGAUUUUGAAGCAACACCCAAUUUCAAGUUAUUAAGGAUUUUCAUCGAAUUAAGGAGCCUUGCAAAUUCCACUUUGCUUCCCAAAUUGUCAAAAUUAUAUCCUCAAGAUUUUUCCGGGUUUUCAGAUGUUGUAUUGAUGCAACAAGUUAUAAAUAAUACAAACGGCGUAAACGGUCCUGAUUCAUCGAUGAACGAACGCAACAGUAGUGCAUUUGCGGUUGUAAAGUCCAAAUUGGCUAAGAGGAUUAAUGUUGAGGGAUUAGAAAUGUUCAUUAAUGAAAUCUUGGUCAAUUCUUUCAAUGAUACUUCCUUUUUAAACAUGGAGGACCCUAUCCCAAAUGAAUUCUCUUUUGAUACUGGGGAGAGGUCAGUCAUAGACGCGACUUAUCCACCACAUUUUCCAUUAAAUUCGGGUAUAGAAGGAAUUAACGUCAGUGGUCUAAGUGACUCGCAUCAAACUGUUUCUACCUUGAAUCUUCUGCGUUAUGGGGAACAUCACUUGUCCGAUCAUACUAAAGGUGAAAAGGGACAAGGUUUUGCUGAAAAGUAUCAGUUAUCUCUUAAAUAUGUUACCAUCGCAAGGUUAUUUUUCACCAAUGUUAAAGAGAAUUACAUUCACUGUCAUAUGUUAGACAAGAUGGCUGGUGAUUUCCGUACUUUGGAAGAUUACUUGAAGGAGGUCAGAUGA
This is a messenger RNA of Saccharomyces kudriavzevii IFO 1802, 3972 nucleotides long. It is a transcript of the gene ADR1, whose product is annotated as DNA-binding transcription factor ADR1. Gene Ontology annotation, molecular function: RNA polymerase II cis-regulatory region sequence-specific DNA binding; DNA-binding transcription factor activity, RNA polymerase II-specific. NCBI's taxonomy places the organism in Eukaryota, Fungi, Ascomycota, Saccharomycetes, Saccharomycetales, Saccharomycetaceae. The record is from RefSeq and is a predicted model, not a curated record. Gene Ontology annotation, cellular component: chromatin. Bases 1 to 3972 code for a protein of 1323 amino acids. The transcript has a single exon. Gene Ontology annotation, biological process: regulation of transcription by RNA polymerase II.